AUGGGUUCCUGGAAGUACUACAUCAACGGCAUCCUGGUGGACAGGAACGUUGAAGGUGUGGCUAUCGUGGGCCUCUCUGACAACAAGUGCAUGUGUGCAGCCAAGCCAGGAGGGCUCCUUGCAGCCAUCUUGCUGAUUACGGGCCAGGAUCGGAAAACGUUCCUGCUAACGGGAAUCACCAUAGCUGGCAAAACGUGCAGCGUGAUUUGUGACAACCUGCUGGUGGAUGAAGACAGCGUGAUGGAUGUCAGAAGCAAAGGCAGUAACAGCAAAGCCAUCUGUAUUGGCAAGACCCCCAAAGACCUGAUCUUCCUCAUGGGCAAGAAGGGAGUCCAUGGAGGAGCCCUCAACCAAAAGGUCCACGAUAUGAUUGUGGGCAUGAACGCAUGA
Pelecanus crispus (Dalmatian pelican) is the source of this 390-nucleotide messenger RNA. It is a transcript of the gene PFN3, whose product is annotated as profilin 3. Gene Ontology annotation, biological process: positive regulation of actin filament bundle assembly; regulation of actin filament polymerization; actin cytoskeleton organization. The record is from RefSeq and is a predicted model, not a curated record. Lineage: Eukaryota; Metazoa; Chordata; Aves; Pelecaniformes; Pelecanidae. Gene Ontology annotation, molecular function: actin binding. Gene Ontology annotation, cellular component: cytoplasm.